Messenger RNA from Octodon degus (degu), 1672 nucleotides. RefSeq names its product X-ray repair cross complementing 4 (gene Xrcc4). Gene Ontology annotation, biological process: immunoglobulin V(D)J recombination; double-strand break repair via nonhomologous end joining; positive regulation of ligase activity. Bases 68 to 1225 code for a protein of 385 amino acids. Gene Ontology annotation, cellular component: DNA-dependent protein kinase-DNA ligase 4 complex; nucleus; DNA ligase IV complex. Gene Ontology annotation, molecular function: DNA binding. NCBI's taxonomy places the organism in Eukaryota, Metazoa, Chordata, Mammalia, Rodentia, Octodontidae. The transcript is spliced from 12 exons. The record is from RefSeq and is a predicted model, not a curated record.
UUCAUUGGCUACGGAUCCCGGCGUUUUGGGGGAGACCGGAAGUGGGGUCACUGAGAGGUAACCAGAAAUGGAGAAGAAAAUAAGCAGAGUCUAUUUUGCUUCCAAACCCAAUGUAACUCAUUUUUUACAAGUGUCUUGGGAGAAAACGCUAGGAUCUGGUUUUGUUGUUACUCUUACUGAUGGUCAGUCAGCGUGGACUGGAACAGUUUCUGAGUCUGAGAUUGGCCAAGAAGCAGAUGACAUGGCAAUGGAGAAAGAAAAAUACGUGGAUGAGCUGAGGAAAGCCCUGGUGUCGGGAGCGGGACCCGGGGAUGCAUACAAGUUUGACUUUUCCGAAAGGGAUUGUUGUUUCUCCUGCGAGAAAAACCUGAAAGAUGUUUCAUUUAGGCUUGGUUCCUUCGACUUACAGAAAGCUGAGAACCCAGCUGAGGUCAUUAGAGAACUUCUUUGUUACUGUUUGGACAGCAUCGCAGAAAACAAAGCCCAAAGUGAGCAACUACAGAGAGAAAAUGAAAGACUCCUGAGAGACUGGAAUGAUGUUGAGAGCCGAUUGGAAAAAUGUGUGCGUGCCAAGGAAGGCUUGGAGGCCGAUCUGUAUAAGCGGUUUAUUCUGGUGCUGAAUGAGAAGAAGUCCAAGAUCAGAAGCCUCCACAAGCUUCUCAAUGAAGUUCAAGAACUGGAAAAGAAUAUUGAACAUGGAAGGGAAGGUACAGCCAGCUCUGAAACCCUAGCCGCCUGUGACCCCGCCUACGAUGUGAGUACGGAUGAGGGAAGUGGAAAUGAGGCUGAGCCCUCAGUGUCGGCCCCAGCCAAUUUAAGCAAAGAAAUCCAGGGGUUUUAUACUGAAAACUGCUUGGUGUGCAACAGUGGGGUAACGGUCAGGAAGCAGCCGUGCGUGGCCUGCCUCCAUGCUCGGACUCCUCCACGGAAUGGGAGUGAUACCUCGGUGGACGCGAUGCCACCCACUACUUUAAGCAAAGAGGACUCCCUUAUCUGGAGCCCCAGUGUCCCGGAUGUUGCACCAAGUCGAAAGAGGAGGCAGCGGAUGCAGCAGGAUCUUGGAACAGAGGCGAAAGUGGCUCCCCUUGGAACUCAGCUUCAGGGGAAGGACAAGCUUGACACUUCAAGACCCGGGACUUUGAAGGAGGAGCACAUCUCAGCCGAGAACAUGUCUUUGGAAACUCUGAGAAACAGCAGUCCAGAAGGUCUCUUUGAUGAGAUGUAACAGUCUGAAGGAAUGCUUGAAUGCUCACUAGAUUAGAUUUUCUGUUCAUUUAUUUCAAAUGAAACAACAAAAUUACCACUCAGCAGCACCUAUCACUGCACCUUACACCUGAAUGGCAUGCGUGGGAGCUGUGUAGAGUGGUUUCCUCAUGUGUCUGAAGAGAUGAUUCCAUGUUAGUCUUACAUUAUUGUAGACUUUUCAUUCCCAUGUCUGCAAUUGCAUAAAAUCUCUGACUUCACUCACAAAAGACACAUUCAUCCUAUUCAUUCAUGCAUCUUUUGUGGUGUAGCUAGCUAACAUCCUACCCAAGACGACUUUGGAAAUAUGACAAAGUAAACAUCUUCAUUAAGUGGCUAUAUUCUGAGCAGUAUGUUUGAGCAAUUUAGCUUGUGGAGCAAUUUAGCUUAUAUUUUGCUUUUGUGCAUACACACUCUGAAAAUCUAACAA